Molecule: messenger RNA, 589 nt
Organism: Hippocampus zosterae (dwarf seahorse)
Lineage: Eukaryota; Metazoa; Chordata; Actinopteri; Syngnathiformes; Syngnathidae
Gene: fabp4b
Product: fatty acid binding protein 4b
Exons: 4
Coding region: 94-498 (134 amino acids)
Biological process (GO): fatty acid transport
Cellular component (GO): nucleus; cytosol
Molecular function (GO): fatty acid binding
Source: RefSeq, a predicted model, not a curated record
UUCCACCGUGUGUCAGUCUGUCCUCUUGUCUGCGUCCUGCACCCAAAGGGAGAAUUAUAUUUUGUGACUCUGAGCCACAACUUUUACUCCACCAUGGUUGAGCAAUUUGUUGGAACCUGGAAGCUUACUGCCAGUGAGAAUUUUGAUGAAUACAUGAAGGCUAUUGGUGUGGGCUUUGCUACCCGGCAGGUGGGCAACAUGGCUAAGCCCAAUCUUGUGAUCAACCUGAAUGAUGCGGGCCUGAUCACAAUGAGGUCUGAGAGCACUUUCAAGACCAAAGAAAUUCAAUUCAAACUCAAUGAGGAGUUUGACGAGAACACGGCAGAUGAUCGAAACACCAAGACCAUCAUCACUUUUGAGAAUGGCAAACUUGUGCAAAAACAGACGUGGGAUGGCAAGUCUACAACACUAGAACGAGAGAUUCAGGAUGGCAAGCUGACAGCUAAAUGCAUCAUGGGUGAUGUUGUUGCAAUGAGGACCUAUGAGAAGGAGGCUUAAGUAACUCUUGCAUCAAUGUAUGUUGAACUACAAAGUACAUUUUGUAAAUGGAAAAUUUACAAUAAAAUCAAAGAAUUCAGUGUCAGUUCUA